Molecule: messenger RNA, 1165 nt
Organism: Ostrinia nubilalis (European corn borer)
Lineage: Eukaryota; Metazoa; Arthropoda; Insecta; Lepidoptera; Crambidae
Exons: 5
Coding region: 143-997 (284 amino acids)
Source: RefSeq, a predicted model, not a curated record
UACAUAACCGGAUAGUUCGUGACCGAGGCGUGCGCGGUGUGCACUCAUCGAUAAUACCAACUUGUGUAUAAACACAUGAUUACUUUUGUUUAGUAGCAUUUUAUGCAUCUUGUGGAUCAGUGGUUUCUUUGACUCCUUCAAAAUGUCAAAUCAAAAAUCUGAGCUUCGCAUAAUCACCUACAUGUGCCCCACUCAUCCAGUGCAGCUUUACGAAUUGAUAAUGGAACUUCUGGAAGAAUCACUCGGCUGUUACACUAGUUUGCAGUAUGAAAGCAGGACUCCGGGACCAUUUAGGGAUCGUCCGGAUCCAUUCACCUCGGACAAGGUUGAUUUAGCUUUUAUGACCGCAGCAUCCUAUAUGCGACUCAGAGAGAAGAAGACUAAAUCAAUCGAGUUGUUGCCCGUUACACCAAUAUUCGCACAUCAAAUGAACGUUGAAAAUAAACCGGGAUACUUCUCCGAUGUGAUUGUCCAUUGUGAUAAAAAAGCCCACAACGUAAAUACUUUAUUAGACCUUCGAGGCUGCACUUUUGCAUACAGUGAUGAGGAAUCUCUUAGCGGUAGUAAGAUUGUUUUGAAAACACUGAAAGAAAAGGGAGAAAAUGCUUCGUUCUUUGGAUCACUAUUGAAAUCUGGCUCUCAUUUAGCGUCAGCUCAAAUGGUAUUGUCGAAGCAAGCUGAAUGGGCCGCGGUGGAUUCUACAACUCUGUUAUAUUCUAAAAAAUUUAUGCAAGAUGGAGGAAAAGAUAUUAUACAAUUAGAAACACUUGGACGUCUUCCACCCUACCCAAUAGUGGUUAAUGCUAAAUUAGACGCUACAAUUAAGGAUGCAAUUACUAAAACAUUGUUGACUUUGCCUCAAACACCAGACUGGAAAAAGAAGUUUGCCAAGUUUGGAAUUAUAAAGUUUGGAAGCAAUAACGAUGCCGCUUAUGAUGGGCCGGCUGCACAGGUGUGGGCCAUCUCGAGCGAGAAACUCAACGUUAGGUAUUAUUAGAGUGCUCUUAGUAAUCUCACUCUUGUAUGUCAUAUACAUUUUGUACAUUGAUUAUACUCCUAAGAAGUCUUAGUUGACGGGAUGAGAAUAAUGCAAAUAUUUUAAAAACAAUUUUAUAUUUUGUUAUAAAAAAAUAUAGUAAUGCAACACUGGAUUUACAAAACUUUA